Symbiodinium natans is the source of this 1836-nucleotide messenger RNA. The record is from the annotation of a GenBank genome assembly. NCBI's taxonomy places the organism in Eukaryota, Dinophyceae, Suessiales, Symbiodiniaceae.
AUGGGAAAGAAUGGACGAGUCGCCAGGCAAUGCUGGUUCUGGCACUCCGGAAAGUGUUUUCGCGGUAUGGAAUGCUGCUAUCUGCAUGAAGGCCCAUCUCCCAAAACUUCACAACAGAGACGAAGCUCGCAGCCUCAGCCUUGGUCUGCCAUCUCUUCGGUCAAGGACCAUGCAGUUGGAACCUUCGGUGGCAAUGCAGUGGGUGCGAAAGGAACCAAGCGGAAGGCGCAGGCGCCACUCGAGGCUGUCACUGGCGAGAUCGAUGUCAUCAGCGACAUCGAGAUCGACAGCGGUGCUGCAUUUCGUGAACAAGCCCCAGCGCCACCAACGACCUCCGGAGGACCUCUGCUGGCCAUCGAGGAUGCGCCAACUCAGCAAGAGCCGGCUCCACCGGGAUUUUUCCUGCACUCGGUCAUGGCACCGGCACCAGAAACACCUCAUGAGCUCCUGGUGCCAGUCUCACCUUUGAUGUCGCCGCCUUUGCCUUACGCCACUUGCACGACCGGAUUCGGAGAGUCACAAAGCGGAAGAGCACGAGAGGACCUCGGCACCAGGCUAACGCAGAUCUCCGGAGGACCUCUGCUGGCCAUCGAGGAUGAGCCAACUCGGCAAGAGCCGGCGCCAGCGGGAUUUUUCCUGCACUCGGUCAUGGCACCGGCACCAAACCGCCCUCACGAGCUCCUGGUGCCACGCGCGCCUUUGAUGUUGCCGCCUUUGCCUGGCGAAUCCGAGAAAGAAGGCUUCGGAGAGUCACAAAGCGGAAGAGCACAAGAGGAGCUGGCCAAGGAAACUGAGCAACGGCGGGCGAAGCAAGCAGCUGCAGCCGAGGCGGCCAGGAAGGCGGAAGAAGAGUGGCUGGCCAAGGAAACUGAGCAACGGCGGGCGAAGCAAGCAGCUGCAGCGGUGGCCAAGAAGGCGGAAGAAGAGCGGCUGGCCAAGGAAACUGAGCAACGGCGGGCGAAGCAAGCAGCUGCAGCCGAGGCGGCCAGGAAGGCGGAAGAAGAGCGGCUGGCCAAUGAAGCUGAGCAACGGCGGGCGAAGCAAGCAGCUGCAGCGGUGGCCAAGAAGGCGGAAGAAGAGCGGCUGGCCAAGGAAACUGAGCAACGGCGGGCGAAGCAAGCAGCUGCAGCCGAGGCGGCCAGGAAGGCGGAAGAAGAGCGGCUGGCCAAUGAAGCUGAGCAACGGCGCGCCAAGCAAGCAGCUGCAGCCGAGGCGGCCAAGAAGGCGGAAGAAGAGCGGCUGGCCAAGGAAACUGAGCAACGGCGGGCGAAGCAAGCAGCUGCAGCCGAGGCGGCCAAGAAGGCGGAAGAAGAGCGGCUGGCCAAGGAAGCUGAGCAACGGCGAGGCAAGCAAGCAGCGGCAGCAGAGGCGGCCGGGAAUGCGCAUGAGGAGCGGGAAGAUAGAGAUACAGAGACAGAGAUGACUGCCGCUGAGGUUACAGAGGACGAAAGCAGUUGCGAAAGCAGCGGUGAUGAAGGGCUCCUCAUCAAAGCAGAAGCUUGCGACCUGAAAGAAGCCAGCAGACUGUGUUUCCUUUUACUACGCGCAGCUUCCGACAAGCUGAAGGAGAAUCCACGAAUUCAGCGUCCGUGGGCCGUGGCAGCUUGCCUUUUGGAUGCUCGCCUUGAGGAUGCAAAUCCCUCGUUGUUUUGGCGCUGUUUUCGACAUUUCUUUCCUCGUCCAGCCACUUCGAGCAGGUUUCCUCACGUGUCUUUAUGCGAGAUGCUGCUGAUCAAUUGGCGAAAUGACCUCCGCGCGCGCUGUAAGGUGCAGCACGGUCUCACGUGCCUCUACAUACCUAGCGACAUGUACGACGCAAAGCAGCCUCUGUCUUGA